Molecule: messenger RNA, 1603 nt
Organism: Daldinia decipiens
Lineage: Eukaryota; Fungi; Ascomycota; Sordariomycetes; Xylariales; Hypoxylaceae
Exons: 3
Coding region: 138-1565 (475 amino acids)
Source: RefSeq, a predicted model, not a curated record
UAAAAUAUUUUCAAUGCGGUGUGGAGAUAGAAUAUAUAGGGGUACUAUUAUUGAAUAGUAUGUUAUAUCUCUGGUCUCGUUGUAUCACGGGUCAUUAUCACAAUUUUAUCAUUUAGAUAUCUACCCAGUAGGUAGGUAUGUACUGCUGCGUCGAUACGAUGAAUUGUACAGAUGUGAAUGAGGAAUCUGUACAAGACUCUAACAACGCAAUUGAUAAUGCUGAAAGCGAGACGGCUGCACAGGAGUCCAGCGGUGCCGACAAGCUAACUACUGAUAACUCUACUUCUACACCUCUUAAUCUGGGACAUAGUGGUACUGUAGCAGCCGACAACGAAUCAAACCAACCGGCCGAAAAUACAACUAUUUCUCCUUCCCCUAACACAGAUGUGAAUGCCCCUGCAUCCCCUGAACCAGAAGAGCCAGAAGAGCCAGAAGAGCCAGAAGAUAGUGCUCAGGUAGCGCAUCAAACGGAAACCAACGCGUCUGUACUUACCUCUCCUAACUCGCCCGGUUCGCUAGCCAGCGAUUCUUCAUCUGGCACACUAGUGGACAGUGAGGACUCAUAUCGAUCGUCUGUCGACGCGUCUAUUUUGGCCCCUCCAAAUUUUGCGACGAUUUCUGCUGGAUCGGAGGUUAAUUCACUUGGAUGUGCACCCAUAUCGGCGCAAUCUUCUUCUAAUACCUCAGGUUCCACCGACACUCCCACAACAUAUACUGUGACUGCGGAGUCCUCUGUGUCAGUCUUUUAUUCUCUUCUUGGGGCGACUCACAGUAUGAACGACCUUUCCGCGUCCGCGAACGCUACGACAAGAAUAGGCUCGGUUAGAUUUUCAAACAUUGCCGCUGUCCAGCAUCCCGACGGUACCACGUCCCAACAACCUGCAAAUCUUCCGCCGUCUUCACCUCCUCAAGUCCCGAUGUCCGACCCGACCCAACCGGGACCCGAUCCUGCAAUCGCUGCAGCUGCGCCACCUCCUGGUGGUCCGCCCCCGACUCCUCCUGUGGUUCCGGCUGCAGCUGCAGCACCAGACCCUAACCAGAACGCCGCUUUCCCCCCUUUUCCAGCUUCCGCGCAGCCCCCAGCUGCUGCGUAUCCCCCGUUUAAUCCUCCUCACGUCAUAUCAAACAUCGCUCCUCCGAUCGGACCCAGCGCUAGUCCCGCCAUACCGAAUUUUAGUGGUCGACCUAUCAUUAUCCUGAACGGUACUCCAACACCCGCCAAUAUCCAGACUGUCCCCUUUGGUAAUAUGAAUGUCAACCCCCAGCAACAGCAACAGCAGCAGCAGCAACAGCCUUAUCUCUGGGUCAACCCACCGAUGGUAGCUCCUUCAGUGCCUGCUCCACCGCCUGGUGCUCAAGGCUACCCCAGUCAAUCGCCCUUCUGGGCCGGUGCAUUAGCCAACCAGACAAGCCCUCCCCCGCAGUUCUACACAGCGGAGCAAGCGUACAUCGCGGAGCCUGCCUACAUCGUGGGCGCCGCGCCGCAGCCGCCGCCGGCCCCGAGCCCGCAGGUACAGUACUAUGUUAAUGGCACGACGGGGCCGUUUGUGUAUUACAUGCAGUAAAUACGGCGGCAUUUUACACUAUAAUUACGGUGCUGGUG